Molecule: messenger RNA, 1173 nt
Organism: Rubroshorea leprosula
Lineage: Eukaryota; Viridiplantae; Streptophyta; Magnoliopsida; Malvales; Dipterocarpaceae
Source: the annotation of a GenBank genome assembly
CUUCUUCUUGCCCUUUCUCAUGAAAAUUGCAGUGCCAAAGCAAGCCAUCAAUGUCCAGCUUCUUCUUGUAGCAAUAUUCUGAAUAUUUAUCAUCCUUUCUAUUCUUGCACCGUUCCACCAAAAUGUAGAGACCCAAAGUAUAAGAAAAUUCUAUGCAAGAAAUCGAUUAUAUUCACUCGAUCAAAGUUGUGGAUCCUAGUGUUAAUCAAGGUAACUGUUCUUCACUACCUCUCUAUUCCCUUGGCAUUGAUAAGGUCACAACAGACAGUGAUCCAUAUUACUUUCAUCUUGGAGAAGCUCCUCUUUUCCUAAACUGUGGAAAACUAGUGAAUGAUAUUCGCUAUGUGGAUGCUUCCUCUUGCAUUGAUGCUACUAAUUCAUCCAACUCUAAAAAGGAAAAAUUGGGGGAAGGGGGUUUCGGCAAGCUUUAUGAAGCAAGGCUUAAGAGUGGUGGUCUUGCUGCGAUCAAGUUAUUGGGCAAAUCCAAAGUCACAACCCAAGAUUUUUUCAGUGAAGUAGCAACAGUUGGAAGUAUUCACCAUGUCAAUGUGGUAAAACUUAUUGGCUUUUGUGUUGAGGGUUCAAACCGUGCAGUUGUGUAUGACUUCAUGCCUAAUGCAAGAGGAACACUAGGAUACAUGGCACCUGAGUUGGUCUAUAGAAACAAUGGAGGUGUCUCACACAAGGCUGAUGUCUAUAGCUUUGGAAUAUUGUUGAUGGAAACGGCUAGCAGGAGAAGGAAAUUAAACCCAAAUGCAGAGCAUUCGAGUCAAAUUUACUUUCCUACAUGGGUUUUACAACAAUUGAAUAAAGGAAUGGAGCUGGAAAUAAGAGAAGCCAAGGAAGAUGAAAAGAGAAUGGCAAAGAAAAUGAUCAUUGUGGCUUGGUGGUGUAUACAAGUGAAACCAAGCAACUGUCCUUUAAUGAACAAAGUGGUGGAGAUGCUUGAAGCGAAUCUCGAAAGUUUAGAAAUGCCUCCUAGGCCCUUCCAAAUUUAUCCAUAUGCAAUUGAAGAAGAUGAUGCUAAAAUGAAAACCAACCCCACACAGCUUUCUAGUUAUCCAUCAGAUGAUGAUAUGGAGACAGAAUCAGAAUCAGAAUCAGCCAGUUUGAUUGAAAAUGAAAAUUAAGCAAAACUGUUACGGAGAAGCCUAAUUAAGUAGAGUUUUCUUU